This is a messenger RNA of Electrophorus electricus (electric eel), 5723 nucleotides long. The record is from RefSeq and is a predicted model, not a curated record. NCBI's taxonomy places the organism in Eukaryota, Metazoa, Chordata, Actinopteri, Gymnotiformes, Gymnotidae.
CUAAAGCAUAACAGCAUCAUUUCCAUGUUGGGUGUAAAUCGAUCAACAAGGUAAGGCUAAAUAAAUACAACAACAAGCAUUGGCAGCCAAACAAACGGCCUCAUUAUGUACUAAACACCUUGGGAAACGGAGAAUCCAAAAAGUGGAUAAGUUCCUCAGAAUUUGUUGCAAUGUUGGCUGAUGUUCCAAGGAACUCUCUAAAUGAUGGGAUUCCAUGGAAAAGCAAAAAUGGAAUCCGUGGAAAGGUUCCUGGUGUGCAUGGAUCAGAGGUGCCACGGAAAAAAGCCUCCAAACAGAGCUGCUUCUUGGGGGUGGAGACCUCGCCUGAGCUGGUCUGGGAGGGCUGGCAGCUAGGAGCAGAAUAUUCCAAAUUGCUAACCCUUAAAAAUAUCCAUGGAAAACUUCAGAAAUUGAGUUUCAGACCUCCUGUAUCAAAAUUCUUCACCACACUGUUUCCUCAGACCAUCGUUCUGAGUACUGGAACGUCUUUUUCCCUGCCAGUUACAUUUCGUCCCCUCCAAAAGUGCGAGUAUGUGGACAGUAUAGAGUUCCAGUGUAAAGAGGGCACAUUCCAGGUGUUGCUGCGUGCGGUGUUGCCGCAUCACGCCCUGGAGCUGCCAGACGCAGUGCAGCUGCCUCCCUGCGCUGUCCGCCACAGCUCGGGCACGGGCUUCCUCUUGCGCAACGUCAGCAAGCUGCGGACUGGUUUCCAGUGGGCUGUGGAGCCUCCGUUCGAGCUGUCUCCUGUCCGUGGCAUUCUGGAGCCCGGAGGCGAGUGCAAGGUGACCGCUACGUUCAAACCCGACCAAGCGCUGGUGUACCAGGCAGAGGCUUCCUGCACAUUCGGGGAGGAUGGCGAGAGCAGAUGCACCAUGUAUCUGCGCGGACUGUCCAAGUACCCUCACCUGCAGAUCAUCUCCCCUGACCAGGAGGACGGUUGUGGGCUGCUUGAAUUUGGCAGCGUGGCAAUUGGGAGCUCUUCGGAAAAGCAGUUCGAGAUCUGCAAUCCCUCUUCAGUGAGCGCCUGCUUCUCUCUAGCUCUGAUGCGAAGGGCCGCCCUUGUGGAGUCCGUGUUUCAGUGCGACGUGUGGGAGGGGCAGGUGGCAGCGCACUCGGCACUGAGGGUGCCCGUGUGCUUCACCCCGCUCGCCGUAGACAGCGCCAGUGCGGACUACCUCAGCCUCACCUGUCUUGGGGCUGUGAGCAGAUGCCUGCUCAAAGUCACUGGCUCAUGCAUAGGUCCGGACGUGUCUUUGAGUUCCUCUCUGGUGGAUUUUGGCUGUGUGGAAGAGGGAGGAGAGGCCGUGUCCAUUAUACACAUCAUAAACUCCUCUACAGUACUAGCCUAUUACCAGUUUGACAUGGAUCCUGGCAGCCAUAGUGUCUUCAGUGUUGACCAGCUGAGUGGCAAUUUGCCAGCCAAUAGUAGCCUCACUUUGCGACUGACGUUCCGCCCCCGUUAUCCAAUUGCCUAUCACAAGAGAUCAGCUUGCCUUAUACUACACAGGGAUCCUCUUUUUUUGGACUUGAUUGGCACCUGUCACUCAGAAGAACUAAAGCCGACCAUUUUGCACUCCAGACACCUUCGUGUGUACAGACAGAAUCUGCUCCGUGGCCUCACUUGCUACCCUCCUGAUAUACUCAGUGCUAUGCUCGCUGAAGACAAGCUACAGCUGGACGAAAGUGGGUCCUUACUGCUUAACGAGGAGACGUCCAGGGCCGCUGUUUCGCUCAGAAGCCCCAUGGAGGAGUAUUUCCACCCCGGCUGGGUAGACGAGGCGGAGACGGGCCCCGAUGAAGGCGGCGAGCCGCGGCGCUUCCCAACGCCCCACGUCACGGUGCAUCCCUCCGAGCUGCACUUUGACCCAGGCCUUGCGUCGCAGUCGGUCUCCAUCACCAACCGCACCAAGGGCAAGCUCAGCCUGCUGUGGACCCCCUCGGCCGACUCCCCAUUCUCCGUUACUCCUCUCAACUGCGACCUGAGCCCACUGAAGUCCACCGCUUUCCGAGUUACAUACGCGCCCAAGCAGCACAACACCUUCCACGCAGCACAGCUCGAGUGCUUUGCUCUCUACAAGGUCCUCUGUGACCACCGGCAGACGGACGAGCAGACUCUGUGCCCACCCUGGUGCCUUACAGUCAGGGUGAGCGCUCACUCCUUCCAGCCUGGAAAUGAGCACUUCAUCCCCCACUUCUCUCUGCUGCGCCCUCAUGUGACAUUUCCGGCUUUAAGUCAGGUUUCCUAUCGGAGUGUCCUCCUGCAGAACACAGGAGAUCUUCCCCUCAUUUUCAGACUGGACUCAGAGGAGUGUCCUGCUGUGCGUGUGCAGCCCUCUAGUGGCUUGGUAUCACCUGGCAGCCAUCAGAUCCUCACUCUUAGAUCCACUCCUUCUGAAGAUCACCCUCCCAGUUUCCCACUCACGCUGCAUUUUAAUGCUAACCCCAGACACACGCAGACACUGAGGGUGGCAAGUGUGGCAGAGAAGCCACGUGUGGUUCUGGAUGGCGGUGGGCGCCUGUUCUUCACGUCCACAGCAGUGGGCUCCCUCUCCACCAGAACUCUGAGGGUCAGGAACCUGAGCAGAGUGCCAGUACAAUUCCACUGGAAAGUGUGUGGCUCAGAUCGCAAAGUUCUCUCUGUACAGCCAGACGCAAGCCUGCUGCAGCCAAAUGAAUCCCGGGUCCAGACGUGGUCCUUCACUCCUCUAGAGGAGAUGAUGUACAUUAUGAAGGCCACUUUAACCUUCUGGCCUGCACAGACACCAGACUGCAAGAGGUCCCGUCUCUCCCUUGAAGUGAUGGGUGCGGCGGCCAAAGCUUCCAUAGAGGCCAGUCCGUCCGUCCUGGAUCUGGGUGAGGUGCUGGUUGGGGACUGUAAGUUGUUUGAGGUUCGGCUGCUCAACAGCAGCUCCUGUGCCAUCAGCUUCUCUUUGAGUGUCCUGCAGACAGUCAGUGUACGAGGCUCCCGUGAGGACACGCACAAAGACCCUGUCGUUCUGGAGCUGGAAAGCAUGCAGGGCACCAUCCCAUCUCGCUGCAGGCUGCCGAUCUCGUCCACGGUGAGGCCGACUCGCAGGGCCCGCUACUGCUGGACCAUCAGCUACCGGACCCUCAGUGCCUCCGGCUGGGUGGUGGGAGAGCCCCGUUCUCUGUGCCAAGUGCAGGCGGAGGCAGUAUACCCCACGCUGGAGGUGACGGACGCCCGGAGCAGCGGAGGCGUGGAGGGUCUGAGCAAGCUGCAGCUCUGGGGGCUCUUCUCCCUUGACCUGCUCAACGCCUACCUGUGUAGCGACCCCAGCCCAGCCGAGCUCACCUACAGAGUGCCCACCAGGCACAGUUUUCGCCGCUGCCCGCCCGUCUUCACCUCCGUCGUGCUGGACUUUAACUUCAGUGCCGCUCCGCUGGGCGCAGACCCUUCCAGUUUCCUGCUCAUGUUUGAGAACACUGGGAACAUCCCGGUGGAGUGGUCAUUCCUGUUCCCAGAGGACCAGCAGAUUGAGCUGGAGUACUGGGCUGAGAGCGGAGAGUUCACCUCCACCGAGCUCCAUCAGAUGAAAGUGCAGGACAACAGACUGUUCUCCAUCACCCCGUGCUCUGGCAGACUGAACCCUGGCCAGCAGAGGGCAGUGCGGUUUACAUACAGGCAUUACUUUACCGGAACAUAUCGGCUUCCUGUGCUGCUGAAACUCUCUCAUGGCAGAGAGAUAUUGCUAAACUUUGUGGGCGUAACGGUGGAGAGAGAUAGACACUACCUGCACUUCGCCUCCGCUCGGCACAUGUUUGCUCCUGUGGCCGUUGGAGGAUUCCACCCCCCCACACAGGUGUAUGAGCUGUACAAUGGUGGAGCUCUUCCAGUGAGGUACCAUGUGGACACCUCCCCGCUGGAACAGCUGCAGGAGGAGAACUUCAGCCACCCCGUCUUGCAUUGUCUGAAUCCAGACGGAGAGGUGCAGCCUGGCCGCUCGGCCACACUGGAGUGGCUCUUCUCGCCCCUGGAGGCCAAAACCUAUAGCGUGGACGUCCCUGUUUACGUGCUUCAAGGUGACUGUACGCUGCUGACAUUCGAGGGCAGUGGUUUUGACCAGAGAGACACGGUGCCCUUUCAACUCCACGGCGGACACCUUGGUGUGGCCUGCACCCAGAAAGUGCCCGCACCUGGACAGGUGAAGGAGAAACAUAAGAAAAGCCAAUGCAACGUUCAUCUUAACCUGCAAGUGGUGUUCCUGUCAGAGGAGGCAGUGUCGUUCGGUGAUAUUCCGGUCUGCUCUCGAAGCACACGUAUCCUGUUUCUGACCAACAUUUCCCACACUGACAGCAUCCAGUACUUAUGGAACCUGAAAGAGCAAGAAAAAAAACAGGCGGUGCAGAUCCAGCCAGUGAGUGGAUCUCUGGCUGCAGGAGAGAGUGUUCUCUGCAUCCUCACUAUUCUUACCUCAGGCAGCCCCGCCUUCUACCAGCAAGACCUCAUCUGUGAGGUAACUCCAGAGGAGGCUGUAGUUAAGUAUCAUAUGGACCUACAGCAGUGGGAGUUGGAAAGAGAAAGAGAAAAACAUGAAUUUACCAUAACUGAGAAGGAUGUGACCCAGGCAAACCCACAGAAGAGACGCACACAGGCAUGCAUGGCAAGCAAACGGAAAACCUUCACUGCAACUCGAAAAUACAAGAUGCCGCCGCCCAUUCGCAGCAGAAGCAGCAGCAUUGUAGCCAGCGGGGCCAAUGGGACGGCCAGGCGGGUGGACAGGAGGAGCCAGCCCCGGCCUCCCCGCCCCGCCCUGCUCCACCUGGGGGUGACGGCUCGCUCACACUCCCUGCUGGAGUACCAAGCCCACUUCCCCUCGCACUUCCACAAAUAUCACAUCUCUAGGUCUAUACAGCCACAGCUUUCGCAGUGUGCAACUGGUGAGAACAGGCUCUCCUUCACACAUAUGCCGCCGCUCAGCCCCGGCCCAGAGAGAGACAUCCUUACAUACAUACUCACAUCUCUGCUCAGGACUCUUCUGGAUGACCGGGAGUUCCACCAGGCUCUGCGGAGUGCAGGUUCAGAGCGGGUGCCCUACUUCACCCAGCUCCGCCCUCCUGCCCUGCCUCCCUCCCGCACUCUGUCCGCGUCCGCUACGCUCGGCCCCUGGAUGGCAGAAGGGGCCUGCUCCUCAGAGCCCACACCAGCUCCACGUCACACAGAGAGUGCCAGCACCGCGGUGGAGCUGGAGUCGGGGACACAGAACCACCGGGAGCUGCAGCGAGAGCUCAGAACCAUGGUGCAGGAAUCCAUCCACAGGAGUCCAGAGUUCGGUGACCUGCUGGAGGAAAUCCUGCUCAACACGCUCCAGAAUCUAAUGAUGGAGGCUUUUCUGGGGGAGCUGGUUCUGACGGCCCGGCCCCGCAUCAUUGCCCUCCCACCCAGGAGAAACAGCCUUGCCCCCAGAGCACAGUCCAGGGGCCUUGUGGCACCCGAGGAAGGCAGGGAUGGAUGGCGCCCCCUGGAGACGAGCCAGGGCCCCUACAUGCCCAUCUCAGCCCUGCUCUCAAACCUCGAGUCUCAUCAGCACUGAGCUGCUCCCCACAGUCACCAUUUACAAUACAAUUAAAAUCAGUAUAUUUUUAAUGAAUCAGAUUCUUAAUAAAUUAUUUUAUUAAAUAAUUAAAACUGACAUAUUGCUGAUUGAAUUCAUGACAGAUUUGUAGUAACGAUAUAUAAAAUAUUAUCUGAAAUAAAUAGCAAU